GGCUAACGGAGCUAACAAGCUAACGGAGCUAACAAGCUAACGGAGCUAACAAGCUAACGGAGCUAACAGGCUAACAAGCUAACGGAGCUAACAGGCUAACGUGCUAACGGAGCUAACAGGCUAACGUGCUAACGGAGCUAACAGGCUAACGUGCUAACGGACAGGCCACUGGCUCAUGUUCACCACGCAGCUCUGACCCGUUCUGACCCGGGUUAGGUUAGCGGGUUAGCUCUCUGGCUUUCUGGUGUUCAGCAGCAACAGGAGGCUCAGCAGCUCCAGCCGGACAGAACCGCGAUGCUAAUAGCAGUUGCCGGAGGACCUGGAAAUGCUGCCGCCGCCGGCAAGAAGCCACGGCGCCGAGGCAAGAAACACCGCAGAGUCCGAACAGACGAGAACCGGCCUGAUGACCUCUGUGACCUUCACAGUCUAAACACACUUCAGCAGAGUUACCCCCAAAACCCUCCAGAUACAACCACAUCAUCACAAAAUGCACCAACAUGUACUGAAGAUGUUGAUGAGUCCACUACAGAACCCCGACAAACCCCUGAACGCACCACCACUUUACCUGCUGAAACCCUCUGGCUGCCCCCCAGGGGUGUCCCUGGAUCCCUCUCACCACCCCGUCCUGAUCCAGUAGAUACCCCUGUAGCACACCUGGUGCCUCCUGAAAUAAAUCUCCAAAACACCCACCUGACAGCGCCAUUGACACCUCAGAUUUUCAGCCAAUCACCUCCUGCCACAUUUAAAAAUCCCCCCCACAGUCCUAGCCAAUCACCGCCAACUCUUAGCCUAAACAUUACCCAGAAUUCCUCCAGAUCGCCUCAUAGAACGAGAAAUGUUGAUCAAAGUCCGCCAGAAGGCCAAACAGAACCCUCCAAAUUGCCUCCAAUCUUAUCACACAAUAUUACCCACAAUACCUCUGAAUCAAAGUCAGUUCCUGUCCAACUUCCUGCCAAAGCUCCUCCCAGCCCUCAGUUAAGCCCCUCCCACCCUGACCCCUUCCUGCUGACCUCAGUGACCUUCACUUCCAGUGUCUCCUCGCAUCUCUGCACCCCCACCUGCUCACCUGCCUCCUUCCUCUGCUCCCUCGACUCUCUGAGCCCCCACAUUGGUCUGCCUCCCAUGAUGCCAUCAGCCACCACACACAUAGCCACACCCCCUUUUACUCUGAGUCCGCCCCCUCUGGAGUUAACCCCGCCCCCUGCACAGCUACUGGGCUCUGACGAUGAAGAGCAGGAAGACCCUUCAGAUUACUGCAAAGGUGGUUACUACCCGGUGAAGAUCGGUGAUUUGUUUAAUGGGAGGUACCAUGUGGUCAGAAAAUUGGGCUGGGGACAUUUUUCUACAGUCUGGCUCUGCUGGGAUCUUCAGAGGAAGCGCUUCGUGGCACUGAAGGUUGUUAAGAGCGCUCCACAUUACACCGAGACGGCUCUGGACGAGAUCAAACUGCUCCGAUGUGUGAGAGACAGCGACCCCUCUGACCCCUACAGAGAAACCAUCGUCCAGCUAAUAGACGACUUCAAGAUCUCUGGAGUCAACGGAAUCCAUGUCUGUAUGGUUUUGGAGGUUUUGGGUCAUCAGCUGUUAAAAUGGAUCAUUAAGUCAAACUACAUGGGACUUCCUCUAAUCUGCGUCAAGACCAUCAUCAGACAGGUGCUGCAGGGUCUGGACUACCUCCACACUAAAUGUAAGAUCAUCCACACUGAUAUCAAACCAGAGAACAUCUUAUUGGAUGUUGAUGAGGUUUACAUCAGGAGAUUGGCAGCUGAGGCAACCAUCUGGCAGAGAGCUGGGGCUCCGCCCCUUCUGGGUCGUCAGGUGGGUAAGCUGUCUAAGAACAAGAAGAAGAAGAUGAAGAGGAAAGCAAAGCGUCAACAGAGACUUUUGGAAGAGAGACUGGAGGACAUACAGAGGCUGGAGGAGGAGGACGGCGUAUCACCUGAGGACACAGAUGCUCACUGCUCUCUGGUCGUCAACGGCAACACUUGCUGCUCCACAGCCAACAGCAAAAUGAGCUCCGACUCCGCCUGUUCCUGGUUGGAGGACAGGUGUAACGGCCACGCCCCCGGACGGUUCUCCAGCCCCGCCUCCGGCCUAUCGGGCUUCUCCAGCUCUGUGAUGUCAGCGACGUCAGAGUCAGCACUUUCUACUCAGUCAGGAUACUCGAGUGGACGAGAUGUGUUCAGCUCCUCAGACUUCGUCCUCAGUCCUCUGGAUCCUCUCAACGCUCUCACACUCAGGGUGAAGAUCGCUGAUCUGGGAAAUGCAUGCUGGGUGCACAAACACUUCACUGAGGACAUUCAGACCCGACAGUACCGAGCUGUGGAGGUUCUGAUCGGAGCCGAGUACGGACCUCCUGCUGACAUCUGGAGCACCGCCUGCAUGGCGUUUGAGUUGGCGACAGGAGAUUACCUCUUUGAACCUCAUUCAGGAGAAGACUACACCAGAGACGAAGAUCACAUUGCUCACGUCAUCGAGCUGCUCGGACCCAUUCCUCUGCCCUUCGCUUUGUCUGGCAGGUACUCCAGAGAGUACUUCAACAGGAAAGGUGAGCUGCGUCACAUCUCCAGCCUGAAGCCUUGGGGUCUGUUUGAGGUUCUGUUGGAGAAGUACGAGUGGCCUCUGGAUCAGGCGGCUCAGUUCAGUGACUUCCUGUUGACCAUGUUGGAGCUGCAGCCGGAGAGCAGAGCGACUGCAGCGCAGUGUCUGCAGCACGCAUGGCUGCACACAUAGACACACACACAGUGACGUAUACACACAGUGACGUACACACACAGUGACGUAUACACACUGUAACGUACACACACUGUGACGUACACACACUGAUACACACACAGUGAUGUAUACACACUGUAACGUACACACACUGACAUACAGACACUGACGUACACACAGUGACGUACACACACUGUGACGUACACACACUGACGUACAGACACUGACGUACACACACUGACGUACAGACACUGACGUACACACACUGUGACGUACACACACUGUGACGUACACACACUGUGACGUACACACACUGACGUACACACACACACUGACGUACACACACUGUGUCGUACACACACUGUGACACACACACACACACACACACUGACGUACACACACACACACUGACGUACAGACACUGACGUACACACACACACACUGACGUACAGACACUGACGUACACACACUGUGACGU
This is a messenger RNA of Anoplopoma fimbria (sablefish), 3193 nucleotides long. It is a transcript of the gene srpk3, whose product is annotated as SRSF protein kinase 3. Bases 295 to 2733 code for a protein of 812 amino acids. The record is from RefSeq and is a predicted model, not a curated record. Gene Ontology annotation, molecular function: ATP binding; protein kinase activity. The transcript is spliced from 16 exons. NCBI's taxonomy places the organism in Eukaryota, Metazoa, Chordata, Actinopteri, Perciformes, Anoplopomatidae. Gene Ontology annotation, biological process: spliceosomal complex assembly; regulation of mRNA processing; protein phosphorylation.